Molecule: messenger RNA, 1506 nt
Organism: Cyprinodon tularosa
Lineage: Eukaryota; Metazoa; Chordata; Actinopteri; Cyprinodontiformes; Cyprinodontidae
Product: tetraspanin-8-like
Exons: 8
Coding region: 105-785 (226 amino acids)
Cellular component (GO): membrane
Source: RefSeq, a predicted model, not a curated record
GAAAAGGAGCAGACUGAGAGGGAACACAAACAGGUGAAGCUGGUUUGCUUUGAUUGUUUGCCUGCUGCUUUCUGCCUGUGAGGGUCCAGUCUGAGAAAGGAGCCAUGGCUGUUAACAAGUGUGUCAAAUAUCUGCUGUUUCUCUUCAACCUGCUGUUCUGGAUCUGCGGCUGCAUCAUCCUGGGAGUUGGGAUCUACCUGAAAGUCAGCAAAGAGGGAAACUCUAUUACAGAACAAUAUCUUCCUAGCUUUGAGCUAAUGAUCGCCAUCGGGGUGAUCAUCAUGGUGCUUGGCUUCCUGGGCUGCUGUGGAGCUUCCAGAGAGAACCGCUGCAUGCUGCUAGUGUUCUUCGUCCUUCUGUUGAUCAUCUUCGCCCUGCUGUUGGCUGCGGGCAUCCUGGCAGCUGUCGAGGAGGGCAAGGUGAGAGGAUGGGUGGAGGAAAAGCUGAAGAAGCUUGAGCCACUUACAGAUCAGCCACAAAAUGUUAAAGAUGACCUUGAGAAACUGCAGGCGGAGUUGAAAUGCUGUGGACUCACCAAGGGACCAUCAGAAUGGAAACCGCCCCCACCAUCCUGCCGCUGCAACGCCACUGCGACUGCAGCUGACAAGUGCAGCGCUGGCAUCUAUCAGGAACCCUGCAUCGACAAGAUCAUCGGCUACAUGAAGAAUCACAUGGAGGUGUCGUUGGGAAUAGCCUUCGCCAUCGCCAUUAUUCUGAUCUUCGGCAUGGUCUUCUCCUUGCUUCUCUUCUGUCAGAUUGGGAAGAAAGCCGGCAACACUGUUUAAAACGCUGCUGAUCAGCCUGUUCCUUCUAAAGACUUCACAUAACUUCUACCACACAUCAGAGCCAGUUGUAAGCUUUUAUUGUGAAGGCGCACACCAAUAUAUCACCCAGUAUAUUUGUAGGUAAGAGUCCAAAAGUGGCAGAUAAAAUACAUAUAUAUAUUUUUUUUUUUGUUACAAAACUAAGCUCUUAUGUGAACUUAUCUUAAUGAGGAAAUUAUUAGAGUUUAAUAUAAUUUAAAUGGCUGCCUCCAAAGCUUUUAUUGUGGCGAUGCUGCCUGUGGCACAUAACUACAGUAGUCGUGAAACUUUAAACCUUAUAUUUUAUUUUUCGGCAUCUAUAAUUGAAUUAUAUUUCUAACAAUAUUUGGACAUGUAGAAAUUAAAAAUAUAUUUGAAGCCUCAAACUUUAGGUAAAUAACAUGAGGUUCAGGAAAAUUAAUUAGUUGAAAAAUAUCCCAGAUCUCAUAAAUUCUCAACUUUUUUUUUUUUUUUUUUUUAAACCAGGUUUCCGCGUUAUCUUUGUGGUUACAUUUAAAAGAUUUCUCAGGAAGUUGUACUGUUUUAAACAUAUUGUAUAGAAUGUCUUUUGCUCUGCCUCAUUAGUAUGGAUGAAACUCAAAAAAUGCUGUUUAUUUUUAAUGGCUACUUUUGUUACUGCUUUUAAUUAAUCAAAACCUGUUUUCUUUUUUCCAUUUGAGAAAUAAAAUUGACUUGAAUCCCA